Molecule: messenger RNA, 1909 nt
Organism: Schistosoma bovis
Lineage: Eukaryota; Metazoa; Platyhelminthes; Trematoda; Strigeidida; Schistosomatidae
Source: the annotation of a GenBank genome assembly
AUGCUAUCUUUAUCGUCGUGUUGUCGAUGUGGUUGUGCAAAGGCUUCUUUAUGGGCCAAUGAAUUUGAUUUAUCACUUCAUCCUGAUGGCGACUUUCAACAAAUUGAAUUCGACCAAAUUUCGGACUUUAUCAAGCGUGUUGAGAAGCAGUUAGUUGUAAAUGAUGGUGAUGCUCUGGAUCAAUUCUGUAAAAACUUCUCAGAUCAUGUGAAUUCAAGGAAUCCUAAUCAUAAACUUCGUGUAGCUAUUAUACUUGAUAAUUCAGGUCCUGAACUAGCUGCAGAUCUAUGUCUUGCAGAGUAUCUCCUUACAAGUCACAUUGCUGACCAUGUAUCAUUUCAUGGUAAAAGCAUUCCAUGGUUUGUAUCAGAUGUCACUGGCAAAGAUUUUAAUUGGCUACUAAAUAUGAAUAUUUUGGAGUUGGAGGGUGCUAACAAUGAUCAAUAUGCCCAUUUGGUUUCAAAGUGGUCUGAAGUCUGGCGAAAACGGAUUCAAGAUAGCAGUUUUCGCUUUGAAACUUCGUACUUUUGGACUACUCCCUGCACAUAUGACGAGAUCGAAGUAGUCGACGCUUCACUUUACCAGGAUUUAUCAAGAAAUUAUGAUUUAAUAAUAUUCAAGGGUGAUCUUAAUUACCGCAAGCUUUUAGGCGAUCGUCAGUGGAAACCUGACAACCUAGACGAUAAGAUUAAUGCCUUCCAUCGAGUGCAGAUUGGUAGAUCACCAAGCUUAACUAAUUCCUAUUUCAAAUUGAUUCUUGAACAAUAUCAACAACAAACCAUUUUAUCAUCAAUGUCAAGACAAACAUUCAAUGAAUUUUUAGCUGGUGCUAUUGGAGGAUUAGCUGGCUUAACGGUUGGCCAUCCAAUGGAUACUGUCAAAGUUGUUAUGCAAAGUUCGUCGAGAAAUUUAACAUUUAAAGAAGCGACUGGUUCGAUUCUUGAAACUGGACUAAGACGAUUUUUUACUGGGCUUGCAAUUCCGUUUUAUUCAUAUGGAUUUAUCAAUGCCGUAGUAUUUACUGCAUACAAAGAGUCACUAAGUAUAUUUGAUGCAACUGGUCAGUCCCCAUUUGCAAAUGCUAUGGCCGGUGCUAUAUCAGGAGCUGUACAAUUGAUACCAGCUGUUCCAGUUGAAGUUAUUAAAAUACGACAACAAUCCAUAGCAAGUCAUCCAGGUGAAAAACAACUGACUGCUAGAAAAUGUAUCCAUACCAUUUUACGUAUGCAAGGAUUUAGUGGAUUUUACUCAGGAACAAUUAUUCAAGCAUUUCGUGAUAUUCCAGGACUGACUGCUUAUUUUUAUGCUUAUUCUGAAUCAAUAAAAAUAGGAAAACAUAUUGGUUUGUCAACAUUUUGGUCUGCUUUUAUUGGUGGUGCGAUAAGUGGAGCAUUAUCUUGGUGUGUUUCAAUGCCAUUUGACGUAAUAAAAACAAGACAACAAGUUGGUAAUGGAACCACAAUUACAAAUGUUCUAAAUACACUAUUAAAAGAAAAAAGCUACAAAAUAUUUUUCCGUGGAUUUAACGUUGUUAUCACUAGAGCAUUUGUAGUUAAUGCAUGUACAUUCGCUGUCUACGAAACAGUUUAUGAACAUCUUAAAAAAUAUUAGUGAUAUUGGAAUUUAUCUUAUUUUUGCUGCUUAAUGCGAUUGUUUUUAUAAAGUUUGGAAAAUAUUUUAUUGAAAAGAUUUAUUAUUCAGAUUGCUAGUUAAAAAGAUUUGGUUUGUUAUUUACCGAUAAAGUAACUGAUAUAAAUUGAAGUAGCAAAGAGCCUAAUGUCAUGGGUUACUAAAAAAUCUGAUAAAAUUAACACUCAUUUCUUAUCGAGGAUUAUAAACCAGUAUGAGGAAUUAGGAUUAUGAUUUAAUGUUGAUGGUUAGGGUAAGGAAUUAGACUUAGGGUUUCUAU